Culex quinquefasciatus (southern house mosquito) is the source of this 671-nucleotide messenger RNA. RefSeq names its product N-alpha-acetyltransferase 20 (gene Naa20A). The transcript is spliced from 2 exons. Bases 110 to 631 code for a protein of 173 amino acids. The record is from RefSeq and is a predicted model, not a curated record. Gene Ontology annotation, biological process: N-terminal peptidyl-methionine acetylation. Gene Ontology annotation, cellular component: NatB complex. Gene Ontology annotation, molecular function: protein-N-terminal amino-acid acetyltransferase activity. NCBI's taxonomy places the organism in Eukaryota, Metazoa, Arthropoda, Insecta, Diptera, Culicidae.
UUUUUGUGUUUUGAUCUGUCAAUCGAACUUUUUGCAGAUUCCCGGCAGUCUCAAAUUGAGCAAAACUUACACAAAAAUCGCAACAAUUUAAAGUUUAAAACGCUUCAAAAUGACGACGCUACGACCAUUCACGUGCAACGACAUGUUCAAAUUCAACAAAGUAAACCUCGACCCGCUCACGGAAACGUACUGCCUCUCGUUCUACAUGCAGUACCUGGCCCACUGGCCGGAAUACUUCCAGGUGGCGGAAUCGCCGAGCGGUGAAAUCAUGGGCUACAUCAUGGGAAAGGCCGCAGGGCACGGCGACAACUGGCACGGCCACGUGACUGCGCUUACGGUAUCUCCGGACUACCGGCGGCUCGGACUGGCCGCGACGCUGAUGUACUUCCUGGAGGACGUUUCCGAGAAGAAGCGGUGCUACUUUGUGGAUCUGUUUGUGCGGGUGAGCAACAAGAUCGCGAUCGACAUGUACACCAAGCUAGGGUACAUCGUUUACAGGACGGUGCUGGAGUAUUAUGUGGGGGAUCCGGACGAGGACGCGUACGACAUGAGGAAGGCUUGCUCGCGGGAUGUGCAUCGGAAGUCGGUCGUUCCGUUGACGCAUCCCGUGCGGCCGGAUGAGGUGGAUUGAUAGUGGGUUGAAUAAUAAAGAAGAUUUUUUUCUUGGACAA